UCUAGAAGGGAGGGGGUGUGUUUGUGAAUGUGUGUGAGAGAGAAACAAGGAGAGCAGCGAUCUCACACACAUAAGGAGCACAUGUGGUGAAAGAAAAUGCCCACCAACUUCACAGUGGUGCCGGUGGAAGAUGGUCAAACUUCAAGUCCAGACUCUGAUGAUAAACACUCUGGAGGAGAAGAUGAGGACAAGCCUGGGCUUUACUCAGCAGGUGAUGAAACCCCUGGAGAGGACAGUCCCUUCCUCACCAUUUCUGACCAUGAGAGGAGCUGUGAUGGGAAUAAUAUGGCACUGUUCGAGGAAGAAAUGGACAGCACUCCAAUGGUGUCAGCCCUCCUCAACAAACUGGCCAAUUACACCAACUUGACACAGGGGGUUGUUGAUCAUGAGAAAGCUGAGAGUGAGGAUGGCGUUAAGAGGGUUGCCAUCAAGGGUCCUCAGAUGGGCACGUUUAUAGGUGUGUACCUGCCCUGUAUGCAGAACAUCUUGGGUGUGAUUCUGUUCCUACGCCUUACGUGGAUCGUGGGCACAGCUGGAAUCUUGGGUUCCUUCACCAUCGUCUUCAUGUGCUGUGCCUGUACUCUGCUGACUGCAAUAUCAAUGAGUGCCAUUGCAACUAAUGGUGUGGUACCAGCUGGUGGCUCAUAUUAUAUGAUCUCAAGGGCACUGGGUCCAGAGUUUGGAGGUGCUGUUGGCUUGUGUUUGUACUUGGGUACAACCUUUGCUGGAUCCAUGUAUAUACUGGGCACCAUGGAGAUCCUUUUGAUGUACAUAGUGCCAGAUGGAGCACUGUUUGCUGACAAAAUGGAUGAGCCAAUGUCUCGGCAGAAUAACAUGCGUGUUUAUGGAUCCUGCUGCUUGGCUCUCAUGGCUCUGAUGGUGUUUGUCGGUGUGAAGUAUGUGAAUAAACUGGCACUGGUCUUCCUCUCCUGUGUGAUUCUCUCCAUUAUGGCCAUUUAUGCAGGAGUUAUCAGAACUGUGAUAGACCCUCCAGAGUUUCAAGUGUGUCUGCUUGGCAAUCGCACACUAAAAAAUCUUGACUUUGAUAAAUGUCUGAAGACAGAAGUCAUCAACAACUCAACUCACACCACUGAGCUGUGGGGGCUGUUCUGCGAUGGACCUUACCUCAACGCAUCUUGUGAUGACUACUUCACCUUCAACAAUGUGACUGAGAUUAAAGCCAUCCCAGGCCUGCUCAGUGGAGUCAUCUCAGAGAACUUGUGGGGAGAUUAUGGUCCAAGCGGGCGGCUGAUAGAGAAAAAUCUGUCAUCAGAAGCCACGCAGGAGACUUUUGAAGACAUGAAGAAGCCUUAUGUCUUCAGUGACAUCACAACCUACUUCACCCUGAUGGUGGGCAUCUACUUCCCCUCAGUUACAGGCAUCUUGGCUGGAUCAAAUCGGUCUGGAGAUUUGAGGGACGCUCAGAGGUCCAUUCCUAUUGGCACCAUAUUGGCUAUUGUUACCACUUCCAUCAUCUAUAUGUCCUGUGUGGUGCUGUUUGGAGCCUGUAUAGAGGGUGUGGUAAUGAGAGACAAGUUUGGCUACUCUCUGAAAAGAACCCCGGUGAUAGGUACUCUGGCCUGGCCAUCUCCUUGGGUGCUUGUGAUAGGCUCUUUCUUCUCCUGCUGUGGAGCAGGAUUACAGAGCCUAACUAGCGCCCCAAGGCUUCUACAGGCCGUCGCACGGGAUGGAAUUGUACCAUUCCUAAAGGUCUUUGGUCAUAGUAAAUCCAAUGGUGAACCAACCUGGGCUUUACUGCUAACUGCAGGAAUCUGUGAGAUUGGGAUUCUUAUUGGCUCCCUAGAUUUUGUUGCUCCAGUCCUUUCAAUGUUUUUCUUGAUGUGCUACCUGUUUGUUAACCUGGCCUGUGCUGUCCAAACACUACUGCGCACCCCAAACUGGAGACCAAGGUUUAAAUUCUAUCACUGGAGUCUUUCAUUCCUCGGGAUGAGCCUUUGUCUCUCUCUUAUGUUCGUUUCCUCCUGGUUCUAUGCUUUGGUUGGGAUGCUGAUUGCAGGAUGCAUAUAUAAAUAUAUCGAAUACAGAGGGGCAGAGAAGGAGUGGGGUGAUGGAAUCAGAGGGUUGUCCCUAAAUGCUGCACGUUAUGCACUUAUUAAGCUGGAGGAAGCACCACCUCACACUAAGAACUGGAGGCCCCAGAUGCUAGUGCUGCUGACCCUAGACUCUGACUUGGCAGUGAAGCACCCACGUUUGCUAUCUUUCACAUCCCAGCUGAAGGUGGGGAAAGGCCUGACCAUUGUGUGCUCUGUGCUGCAAGGAACCUUUAUGACACGGAGUGCUGAUGCCAAACGCUCUGAAGAGAAUGUCAAGAAAUCCAUGGCUGCCGAAAAGACAAAGGGCUUCUGUCAUGUUGUGGUGUGCUCUAAUCUACGGGAUGGCUUCUCAAAUUUGAUCCAGUCGGCUGGCCUGGGAGGCAUGAAGCACAACACUGUUCUGAUGGCCUGGCCCAGCAACUGGAGACAGGCUGAAGACACCUCCUCCUGGAAGAACUUCAUUGAGACGGUGAGAGAGACGACCGCUGCUCAUCAGGCUCUGCUUGUGGCAAAGAAUAUCGAUCAUUUUCCCUGCAACACGGAGCGUCUGGUUGAGGGCACCAUAGAUGUGUGGUGGAUUGUCCAUGAUGGAGGCCUGCUCAUGCUGCUGCCUUUCCUGCUCCGCCAGCACAAGGUGUGGAAAAAGUGUAAGAUGCGCAUCUUCACUGUGGCUCACCUGGAUGACAACAGCAUUCAGAUGAAGAAGGAUCUGCACAUGUUUAUGUAUCAGCUGCGCCUUGACGCUGAAGUAGAGGUGGUAGAGAUGCAUGCAAGUGAUAUCUCAGCCUUCACCUAUGAGAAAACCCUGGUGAUGGAGCAGCGUUCUCAAAUGCUCAAACAGAUGCAGCUCUCCAAAACAGAGAGAGAAAGAGAGAUUCAAAGCAUUACUGAUGAAUCCAGGAGCUCCAUUAAGAGAAAGAACUGCAUGAAGGAACCAACUCCCAACACCUUAGAAGUACCAGGCAUGGCAGAAAUAGAGAAUGAGGCUCAGAUGUUUCAUGAAAGGAACACUAAGCCACAUGAUGGCCACCAAGAAAAGCAUAGCCCCACAUCUGACCACAUCCACAUGACCUGGACCAAAGAGAAGUUCAUUAGUGAGAGGAACCGUCACCGUGAGGCCAGCCCAGGUAUCCGGGACAUCUUCAACAUGAAACCAGAAUGGGAACACCUAAACCAAUCCAACGUGAGAAGAAUGCACACUGCAGUCAAACUGAAUGAAGUCGUGGUCAACAAAUCCCAGGGGGCACAUCUUGUCUUAUUGAACAUGCCUGGACCACCUAAAAACAAGGGUGGUGAUGAGAAUUACAUGGAGUUUUUGGAAGUUUUAAUUGAGGGCUUGGAUCGGGUUCUGCUUGUACGAGGUGGAGGUAGAGAAGUCAUCACCAUCUAUUCUUAACCAAAUGGCAGAACACGCACUCUGGAGAGUGUACGUGUACAAAGGAACUGUCUACGACUCAGGAUAGGAAAAUUGGAAGCUAGGAAAUUUGCCUUCUGUCAGGGAUGAGUUAAAUAGUAAACACUUUUAACCAAACUGGACUCUUGGAUCCUGGAGUCUAUGCCAAAUCGUCAAAAUAUUUGACUCAAUGUGUAACUGCUGAACAUAUAGCCAGUGAACAUGUAGGCCAAUGUUUUGGGUAAAUAUAUUCCUUUAGGCUACUUUUAGAUAUGUUUAGCUAUAUGUACUGAUUGUGACAAUUAAUGUAUGUUGUCUUCCACUCGUAGCAGCCAAGAAUGGAUGCUAAAUGUUACUAUUGUUUUUUUAAUCUGCUGCCAAUCCAGUGUGAUCCACUGCAAAUAGAAGAGUGAAUUUUCCAGGACUCUUCCCGAAUAUAGCUGUAUUUGCUUCUGACAAAUGAUUUAGAAACAGCUGAAUUACUUAUUUUCUGUUUUAUUAGGGCAAGACAUUGCACUCAAAUUCCAAGCCAAAGGGUUGCAGGCCUCACAAAACCAACAGUUUUUCCAAAUAUGCCAACAGAAAGUAUUCAGUAGUGUUUAUAUCUAAGCACAUUAUACAUGUGUUAUGAAUGAUAAUAUGAAGUUUAUAAAUAGGGUCUGUAAACUAAAAUUUUACCAGAUAUGUAUAUGUAUUUAUCAUGCUAGACCUGAGAUGGAUGCAGGCUUUAUUCACAAUUGCUUGAUUUCAUUUUUAAUUUAAUGUAGAAUAAUAACUCUAAUAAUAACUGAACUGUAAGACAGUAUUUUAACAGUGUUGGGUUAAUUAAUAAGUAUUUGUAUCCUCCUUUUUUCCAUGUAUUAUACAUAUCUUGUGCUGCUAUUUUAAAAAGCAUCAGUUUUUAACACAAGGAAAGGGCUCACACACUCAAUUUUUCACAGUAGUAAUAGAAUAAUUAAUUAUUAUGAUUCUUUUUCAUAGCUCACAUAUGUUUUGUGUGAGCCACAAUGGAGACUGAACAGCCUGCAUAUAUUGAGAUCAUUCUCAGUGAUGAGUGUUUGCUGAGGAACAUGACACAAAACCAGGCUUAUGAUGAUGCCACCUCAGACUUAGUAACACUUGCCCAUUGAUCUCUUCAUAAUGAGUGUCAGAUUCAAACCAUUGAAGAAGACACAGCCUGCUCACUCCAUGUACUAUCCAAAAAGUCUUAAGACAAACUGUUAAAAUUAAUAGUUAAUUCUAUCAGCUUUACAGUGCACCUGCCUGUUCUAGUCUGACUGACCCUUGAGGUUUGCCGUUUACCUGCCUAAUGUCCAAAUUCUGCACAGACACUGAAUCCUGUAGUCUUGAAAAUGUGUAUAUAGUCUUGAAUGCUCUUGGAAAAUUGCUAGGACUCAGUUGUCUGACACUGUUUUAGUAUUUUUAAUUUAUUAGGACAUAAAUGAUUGCUUUUUGCUUUGGAUUCUUAGGAAUUUCAUAGAGAAGCGUGGGUGUACUUACCUAUGAAACAAUCUUCUAAACAAAUACAUAUCAGUUAAAUGUUUGAUUGUACUGAUACUGACUGAUUACUGUUCACUGGAAUGAGCCAGUUUAAACUUGAAAGUUUAAAACAGGGGGUUCUUGUGCUGACGUGUUAUUUAACGAGCAGUUGUGAACAGAGAGCUCUUUGUUAUGCUUCAUAGAAAUGAAUGAAAAGGUUCCUAUUCUUAUCCUAUGGAUAGAAUAUCAUUUGAGGAAGCUUUUUUGUCAGUUUUAUCUCUUUUAGAUAGAUUUGUCAAGUAUUUAAAUGCACAAGUUAGAUAAGAUGCUAACUUGGGUUGAAAAAAGUUCAGAUUGGAUUUGUCAACAUUUCUGUUUUUAAGGGGUUUUUUUUGUGGGGGGGGGGGGGGGGUG
Pygocentrus nattereri (red-bellied piranha) is the source of this 5340-nucleotide messenger RNA. Its product is annotated as solute carrier family 12 member 7-like. Gene Ontology annotation, cellular component: membrane. The transcript has 26 exons. Gene Ontology annotation, molecular function: potassium:chloride symporter activity. Lineage: Eukaryota; Metazoa; Chordata; Actinopteri; Characiformes; Serrasalmidae. Gene Ontology annotation, biological process: cell volume homeostasis; potassium ion import across plasma membrane; potassium ion homeostasis. The record is from RefSeq and is a predicted model, not a curated record. Bases 97 to 3450 code for a protein of 1117 amino acids.